Molecule: messenger RNA, 1725 nt
Organism: Exophiala spinifera
Lineage: Eukaryota; Fungi; Ascomycota; Eurotiomycetes; Chaetothyriales; Herpotrichiellaceae
Exons: 2
Coding region: 1-1725 (574 amino acids)
Molecular function (GO): oxidoreductase activity
Source: RefSeq, a predicted model, not a curated record
AUGGCAAAUUCCCUAGAUGUUCUCAUCGUCGGCGCCGGGUUCGGGGGAAUAUACCAACUCUACCGGCUACGGCAACAAGGUCUCAAAGCCAAAGUCAUCGAAAUGGCCAGUGAUGUAGGAGGGACGUGGUACCAUAACAGAUAUCCAGGAGCCAUGAGCGACACCGAGAGCUUCGUGUACCGAUAUUCAUGGGACAAAGAGGACCUCCUCACAUAUCCAUGGUCGCAUUACUACGUCAAACAGCCAGAAGUCCUCAAGUAUCUAGAACACGUCGUUGAACGCCACGACCUCCGACGGGACAUGCAAUUCAACACCGAGCUCCUCUCGGCAGACUGGGACGAGGCGUCCAAGACAUGGCGAGUCGAGCUCAGCACAGGCGAGACGGUGCACCCGCGGUAUCUCGUCACGGCACUCGGUCUGCUCUCCAAGGCCAACUACCCCGACAUCCCCGGGCUCGACACGUUCAAAGGUGUCAAGUGCCACACGGCAGCGUGGCCGCGAGACCUCCACCUGAGCGGCAAGCGCGUGGGAGUCAUCGGGUGCGGGUCGACGGGGGUCCAAGUGAUAACGGACAUUGCGCCCAAGGUGUCGUCGCUGAUCUCGUUCCAGCGGCAUCCCCAGUACAGCGUGCCCAGCGGCGACGGGCCGGUGGCGCCGGGGUACCGCGAGCGCGUCAACGAGAACUACGACGAGAUCUUCAAGCAGGUCAAGAACUCGAUCGUGGGGUUCGGGUUCGUCGAGUCCACCGUCCCCUUUUCGGCGGUGCCGUCGCCCGAGGAGCGCGAGGCCAUCUUCGAGCGGCUGUGGAACCAGGGCAACGGGUUCAAGUUCAUGUUCGACGGUUUCUGCGACAUCGCGACCAACAAGGAAGCCAACGAGGCCGCGUGCGCCUUCAUCCGCAAGAAGAUCGCGCAGAUCGUCCGCGACCCCGAAAAGGCGCGCAAGCUGCAGCCGCACGACUACUACGCGCGCCGCCCGCUCUGCGACGGCGGCUACUUUGAGCGCUUCAACCUGCCGCACGUCGACGUGGUGCAGCUGCAGGAGACACCCAUCACGCGCGUCACGCCCACGGGCAUCGAGACCACCGCGGGCUCCUACGACCUCGACGUCAUCGUCUUCGCCACCGGCUUCGACGCCAUCGAGGGCAACUACAACCGCAUCCGCAUCCGGGGCCGCGGCGGCCUCACGCUCAGGGACUACUGGGCCCCCAACGGUCCGACGGCCUACCUGGGCGUGUCGGUGCCGAACUUCCCCAACCUGCUCAUGAUCACGGGUCCGCAGGGCCCGUUUACGAACCUGCCGCCCGCGAUCGAGGCGCACGUCGACAUGAUUUCCGGCUUGAUCGCUCGCACCGAGGAGUCCCGUCAGAAGCAGCAGCAGCAGACGACCGGCGGCGGUGCCGGCGGCGAGGCGCCCGUCAUCGAGUCCCUCCCGGAAGCGGAGCAGGGCUGGCUGGACGAGUGCGAGCGCAUGGCCGAGGGGAGUCUGUUCAAGGAGACGGCGUCGUGGAUCUUUGGCCAGAACGUCCCCGGCAAAAAGUACGCUCUGAGAUUCUACUUUGGCGGUCUCAAGUCGUACUACGAAACCAUGCAAAAGGUCAUUGACAACGACUAUGCUGGUUUCAAGCCGAUUUCGGUCCCGGCCGACACCCCGAAACAGGCUGCUAGCAGUAGUGGUGUCCCUGGUGAGGUUCAAGGGCAAGAAGAGAUCAGCGCCCACGUGUAG